AUGCCUGGUAACCUGCCUGCAAGCAGUGGAAGUGGAGAUGGAUCCUCGUUGACUGAGAGCCAAGGGACCGGCCGCGGGAGGAAACGCUACUGCAAAAAGUGUAAAUUUACCUGCACAGAUGCACGUGAAUUUACUGCCCAUCAAGCUGCACAUUCAGAAUCCGAUGACAACAGAGCAGAAUCUGCAACUGUUUUCUCACAAGUAACAAAGACAUCAUCACACACUUUACAGACUCGACGAGUUUUGAGACCAAAGCGCACCUUGACAGGUAGUUUACCAGACUCUGAUACUUCUUUGUCUGCAAUGGAAGUACCCAAAGACAUCAUGGUAGAGACUGCUUCAGUAAGAGAUGGAAAGGCAGCAGACUUUAAGCCUUAUGGUAAAGAUUUAGCAUCAUUUGUUGCUGAUACUGUGAAAUCAGAAGAGAAGACUGCGAAGUCAACACAGAAUUCAGAGACAAAGUCUCCGAGCUUGAGUGGAGAUGUUGAGGAGGAGUGUAUGGAUGCAGAUGAAGGAGAAGAUGAGCCAGAUGCCAUGUCUACUUCCUUGGAGGAGAGCCUGCACGUUGAACGUGGUGAUUCUAGUGACGGAGUCCGGCGGCUGCCGCAUGACAUUGCUGAUAAAUUCAGCGCAGAUGAAGAAGUGGAUGAUGAGGAUAGACUUGUCAUUGAUGAUGAUGAUGCUUUGAUUAGAAAUGCACACGGAAUAGGUGCACAACCCCGGUUGUACACUUGUCAGCACUGUAGGGUGACUACAGGCAGUGCCAAGGCUUACCUGCAUCAUCUGAAAGAAAACCACAAUACUGAGGUUAACAUCUUUGACUGUGAUCUGUGUGAUUAUGCCACAGUCUACAAGCAGAGGCUCAACAAACAUAGAAAGCUGCACUUCUUAACUGAAAGUGGUGAUGGGCUUAAUGCAGCUUUUGAUUCCACAGAUAAAUCAGGUGUGAUCAAGAUAGAGGAAAACAACAGGUACUCCAAGUUUUCCUUGCCAGUCUCAUCUGCAGUUUGCUCACCAUACAAAACUGAGAAAACAGAUGAUAUGGAUGACGAGGAAGAUGAUGAUAUCUCCCUCGUGGACCAAAAGUCUACCUCUAUUGCAAUAACACCAGAAAACAUAGACCAAGUUUUGGAUGAAGAUAAGAAGAAGAAAAAGAAAACAAGACAAGAAGUUGACCCAGGGAAAUAUUUUGAAGCAGUGGACAGCAGCGGCACCAAGUAUGCUUGUUCUCAGUGUGGAAAUAUCUACAAAUGGAGGAAGAGCCUAAACAAACACUGGAAGGAGAAGCACAGCAUGGACCCCUUAGUGGAAGUGGCCAGCCCUCCUGGCAUGCUGGAACUGCUCAAAUCUGGUAAAUAUACACAACUUGGAGCUCGCAGAAUUUAUGACAAGACCUUCUUGGCAACAAUUAAAACGAACAAGAGUGAUAAUCUCUCCCACAUAACUUCUCCUCACGUCCUCACUCAGUCACCAAGCCCUCCACAUUUUUUUAGUGCAGCCUCCAACUUGGUCAGCAGCGCUUCAAGAAUGGCAGCAUCAGUGAACUCUUUGCUCCCAAAGAUGAUAGGUCCAUUUGUGUCCAGCACUGCCCAGCCAGUGUUCCCUGGCAUGCCCCUGGCCUUGUCUCAUUUGUCAAUGCAAAGCAAUGGUUACGACUCUUCUGAAGAAGCUGCAUUGGAUCUUACUAGAGACAGUAAGUCCAGUUCAAGAAACUCUCCCUACGUCAGUGUGAGUACACAGGACCAGAAUAAAUUAUACGACCAGGAUCAGCCAUUAGACUUCUCCAAGAACAAUAAGGCAGCAGAAAGUGUGGCGGCUGAGAAGCCGUGGGAAGGCAUGAGUUCCAUGAAACCUGCACACAGCAUCAACCAGCUGAUCCCCAGACUACACCAUUGCUCAAAGUGUGAUUUCACCAGCACCUCUGAAGUUGAAUUCGCCAACCACACAAGUUCACAUCUCAAUAAAAGAAUCGUCAAAUGUUUUGAAUGUAAGCUCCAGUUUAACUCUAUGGAUGAACUCAAUAACCAUUUUAUUAAACUUCACUUCAGGAAACUAACUGAUUACAAGGAAGCCAUUAAGAAGAUCCCACAUGGUUUACAGCAAACCUACCAUCUUCUCAACAUGGAGAUCCAUGACAUUGGUGAGCUUGGAAAUCAGGAUUUAGGAGCAGGAGAAGGCAAGAGUUUGAAAUGCAAAAAGUGUGAUUUUGAAGCCAAAUGGCCUGCAGAGCUGCAGAAACAUGCUGUAUCUCAUUCAGAGGAAAGACCUUAUAUCUGUAUGGUAUGCGGGUCAACAUACAAAUGGAAAUGGGACCUUGUGAAGCACUUUCAGAAGAGCCACCCUAAUCUCCCAAACCCAUAUAGGAGGAAUGACAAAAAAGACAGUCCAGAUGGAAGCUCAGAUGAUGAAGAAGACGAACCAGUGCCAAAGCGAGUCAAGCUGGAACCGGGCAGCGGAAUGUUGAAUGGCAACGUGUUUGGCCGUGAUGACAACAUCUCUGUAGAAGGAAUCAUUGCAGCGACGCAGGCUGGGCAGAGACUCAUUUCCAGCCAGCCUAAUAUUCUGGAUGAUGAACCUAAUGUGGAAAGGAAUCUGUGUUUUCUGAACCCGUUCUCUUACACCUCAGGUGAGGACAUGACUCAAGUGGCUCAGAUGGUGCAAGCUGCCCAGGCAGCUCAGGAGAUUGACCGACGCAACAAAGCUCAGAAAGCAAUCCAAGAUGCAGUGAGGAAUCGCCAGAAUUCCAACAGCUCUGGCAGCAAUAGCAGCACCACCAAGAAAAGUGUGGCCAGUGAACCAGCCCUAAGUCCUAGCCCGGGCAGCUGUAAGUCUGAAGAGCUGCCCUACAAAUGCACCAUGUGUAACUACCACGCUCGGUGGCCUUCUGAGGUCACCCAACACAUGAAGAACCACUCCGACUCCAAACCUUACUUGUGCCCUAGAUGUGAGUACAGAAGCAAAUGGAAAUGGGACGUGGUGAAGCAUCUGAAGCGUUGUGGGGGUGGUGGCAUCAACGAUGUCAUUGACACCACAAAAGGAAAGAAAAGGGAUGCCUCCGUUAGUAAUGGACCCCCCAAUGUUGUGGUCAGUCAGCAAGGGAAAGUGAAAAAGAUGACCCCGCAGCCUUCACUGGCAUACAUGUUCCCAUCUGGGAAUGACAGUGGGCAGCAAGCCGGAAUAAUGGUCACUUCUGAGCAGAACAGUGUCUCUGAUGAAUCUUCUGGUGAGGACUUCAGCAGACCAGGAUCGUGUGCCUCUCCGCAGGACCUCAGCAACAGCAAUAACAGUAAUAAUGACAAUAACUCCAUGGAACAUAACAACAACAAUUACACAGGCUAUACCAAUGGCUUGCCUUUUACUAAUCUGAACACUCAAGCAAUGACCAGUGCUCCUCCUCAUGUAAGCAGCCUCAGUUACUCCAGCAGCCCUGCUCAGUCUCCCAGCUUGCCACAAACAACACAUACAAGCAGCACUAGACAGAGCGAGACCUGGAACUGUCCUCACUGCCCUUUUACCACACAAAGUCAGGCCGAGCUGAAGCGCCACUCGGGACUCCACUCAGACGACAAGCCGUUCAAGUGUGAUGUGUGCCAGUAUUCCACACGCUGGGCUUGUGAUUUGAAGAAACACAGAAAAAGCUACAAUCACUUCCCCAGACCAGCUGUCCAGAAAGAGGAGAAAGAAAAGACAUCCCAAGUUCGAUUCAGAUGCACGCAAUGUAACAUUUUCUUCCACACUUUACAAAGUCUGUUAGAACAUCGCCAGGCAGAGCACACAGGACAGGAGUCGAGCCACAGUUCUCCAGCUCCAUCAACAGAGAUUGAAAUGGACAUGGCUCGCAUAAAACACCCAAGGAAACAGGUGAAGAAAAUUGAAUGUACAAAAUGUGAGUUUGUGUGUAAAAGUCGUCAGACCAUAGAGAAGCACAUGGAAGAACAUGAACAGCUGGAGCAGACUGGCAUCCAGUGCUUCUACUGCAGGUCACUGUUCAAGGACAAAGAAUCACUGCUGGAUCACAUCAGCACGCACUCAGCUUUCAACCCUAAGGAGUGGGAAACAUUUUUCAUGAUCACCGAUGAAGACCACAACCAACUGAAAGAUGACACAAAAGCACAGGCCAAAAAGGAUUAUAAACUUCAGAAAAGCAACACAGAUAAGAAUGAAAUGAGUCAGGGCAUUGCCCAGGUGAAUAAGAAAUGUUCAGAAAAUGAGAAGCCUGCCACAGAUUCUACUGAGGCCAGAAUACAGCAGAUCUUGAGUGAAGUUCCCAAGCAAAUGAUCAUCUCUCAGCAGGGUCAAGGCUUCAACAAGUUCAAGUGUGAGUGGUGUCCAGCGGAGUUUGUAAACCUGACUGCAGUUUACAAGCAUGCCAUCCAGGCUCACCCCAUCCAGCUGAAAGAACAGGAUGUCAGCAUGGCUUUGUCUGGUCAUGCCAACCAUGCAGGUCUGCCUGCUGGUCAGAAACUGCAGCCAAAGAAAAUGUACACAGGAGAACCGAUUGAUAUUCUCAAGCAGCAGAUUGCUGAGAAAAGAAACCAUCAGCUGGGAGAGAAACAUGAUGCUGUGUCAAGUUCCAAAGUGCAAGAAGCUGUAAGCAAGAAGGAUGAUGAGGGAAGAGGUGGCAAGAGGUACAGCUGUGGCAAGUGCAGUUUUUCUUCAGCUAAUCCUGAGACUUUUCAGCGGCACCAGGAGUUGCAUGGAAGCAAGCUGAACUCCCAGUGUUGGUUCUGUGACUACAGUGUGGACAAAAUGAAUCUGCUCUAUCAGCACAUGAAAAUUUCCCAUACUCGCAAGUGGAAAGCUCUCAGUCAAGACCCCAAGUAUGCAAGUCAGAUUCACAGAAUGAACCUGGCAUUUGCAAAUAGCAGUAAUGCGGGAAACAAUAAUGACAGUCCGCCUGAGAUUUCCAGCCAGUCAGAUUUCAGUAUCAUGGACCUAAGCUCCAAGAACAAGACUUCACGUUCGGAAGAUUCUCAUGAUAUCAUGUACCUCACAAAACAACAGCACACAUGGAGCGGCAUCCCGGUAAACAUCGUGCCUGUUGGUAACGUUUUAAAUUAUGUUUGCCCUCAUUGCGCCUUUCACAGUGCAUCCAUUGGUGAAACUUGCGAGCAUGUGGUGCGCAGUCACAGAGCCAUGUCAAAAUUUAGCUGUAAGACGUGCCAGUUCUCUGAUGAUAACAUUCACGUCAUGUCUGACCAUUGCAAGAAAGAGCAUUCGAAACAUGAGAGAAUUGUUGAAGUUGUAGACUUCAAACAGAUAAACUACAGCGAGCUGCAGAUUGUACAGCUCAAUGCUCUAAGAGAACAAAUGGCCCAUGACCCCAGUAAAAAAUCAGACAUGAAUACUGAUGCAAAAACUCUGGCAACAAAAGCCAUGUCAUGCCCAUUUUGUCCCUUUAAAACUUUGAUGACUGAACACAUGAAGACGCACAUCUCCAGCCAUAGCAAGCAGGCCAGGUUUGGCUGUCAGUUCUGUGACUUCAGCUCAGAAGUGCCUACUGCCAUCAGUGAGCACAUCAAAGUCCAUGAUGUCAACUACAUCAUGGACUACAGAUCUUUCUUAGAAAAUGUCAAGAUGUCAGCCCAUGUGAAGAAGGAGCCAGUGGACAGAAGAUUUCAUGAAUUAGAUUCAAAACCAACUGCUAAAUUUCUAGAACAUUCAGAACUGACCCACAGUGACCAGGAGGGUUCGCCCAGGUCAAAGGCAAACAAGAGGAUUCGGUACAGGUGUUCUGAAUGCCCGUAUCAUACCACGUGCAAGAGCAACAUGGUGAAGCAUGUGAGGCAGCACAACAACAAUAAGAAGUACAAGUGCACCAAAUGUUCAUACGGAGCUGCCCGAGCUGUGCUCCUGAAGAAUCAUCUGGAUUCCCAUGAUGCCCCAACAGAGGCUGAUGGUCAGUUUCAUGACAUCUUCUGCGACCCAAGCAGCCCAAAUGAAACUUUCAAGAAUGUUGGGAGUGAUGAUGUUGACAGCGAAGAGACAGAAAUGGAGGCGGAAGAUUUUGAUGAGGAUGAAGAAGAUGAUCCACAUUCUGAUGAUUCUGAUGAAGCAAAUGUCAAAGCUAUUGUCGACCUUGAAGCCAAGGACAUUUUAGAAGCCGAAGCUGCCCACCGGGCUUCUUUUUACAGUGAUGAAGGUGAUAGUGCAGACAAGCAGUCCCGCAAACAAAAAUGUCAGCACUGCCCUUUCAGCAGUAACUCCGGCUAUGAGUUCCGCAAGCAUCUAAAUUUUCAUGGCACACAAGAGCGCUACAAGUGUGAUCACUGCAGCUACAGUUUGGAUAGACUUAAUCUGCUGAGUCAACAUCGACGACUUCACGCUGAAGAGCCUGGAUACAAUCCCAACCCUCCUGCAGCUGAUUUACUCAAUACUGAUUUUAUUCUUCUCCAGAAUUCUGACAUGGCAGAUACUGAGCAACAGACUGAGUUUGGCAAUCUUGAGGAAGGAAAGAAUAUCUUGGCUCCAGUUUGCCUCUUCUCCUGUGUAAAUUGUCCUUACAAAACAACAAAAAAGAAGCUGUUUGACAUUCACUGUAACAGCCACAAUUUAAGAAAGCGCUACAUUUGUGAUUAUUGUGAUUGGAGUGCAGACCAUAUUGGACAUUUGUACCAGCAUCGCAGAGUGCAUGAACAUGAGCCAGACUUUAACAUCAGUCCAGAUGAGAAGGUGUUUCUCAAUCAAGAGUUUGGAGAUGGUGCUUCUGGGGAGUUUGAAGCCAAACUGAUGGAAAUUAAAAAUAUUGACAAACCAGUUGAAGAAGGUGAGACUGAGACCCCACCAUUUAAACUGACUGUUGUCAAGAAAAGUUAUCCCUGCAAACUGUGUCCAUAUAAGACAAACUCAAAGAACAGCUACUCUGUUCAUGAAAGUAUGCACAAAUCCGAUGCAGAAUUUGCCUGCACCGAAUGCUCUUAUUCUUCUGAGAACAAAGGUCUUCUAAAGCAGCAUCUUCGUCUCCAUGCUACCACCAGCACAAGAACCUCUUCCCCAUUGUCUGCCUUGGUGAAGGGCCAACAUCCUCAGCAACCUUCAGAUAUGGAGACACCAUGUUCUCAAUAUGACCCUAAUGUGAACAAAAAGAAGGAAUCUCAAAGAACUGUCAACCAUUUAGAAAGUCAGUCUGCUCCAGAAAUAAAAUGCCAACGUUGUCCUUUCACCGCUUCUUCUCAGAAUGCUCUUCAGGAACACAUGAGAUGCCACACUGCUCAGGACAGCUUGACCUGCCCAUUUUGUGACUUCAGUGCCACAUCUGGACAGGUCAUGUACCCCCACAUUCAGAUCCACUUUCCUGGCACCAAACUGGAGCCUGAAGCUCUAGAGUGCAUGCUGGAGGAACAUACUAGAAUCACCAACAACAACAUUCACAUCCAUGACAGCGUGUCCAAGUCACUGUCACCUCCAGCUGAAAAAACUCUUUCUCUGAAAGAGAAGGAAACCACAGCAAUGAAACGGGUUUACGUCUGCCAGUUCUGUGAGCGGGAAUUUGAAGCCAAGCACUUGAUGAUACAGCAUGAGAAGCAGCAUUUGGUAGGUAGUCACGCUGAAGAUAAAUGUGAUUAG
Messenger RNA from Candidula unifasciata, 7566 nucleotides. The record is from the annotation of a GenBank genome assembly. NCBI's taxonomy places the organism in Eukaryota, Metazoa, Mollusca, Gastropoda, Stylommatophora, Geomitridae.